Molecule: messenger RNA, 3540 nt
Organism: Vanrija pseudolonga
Lineage: Eukaryota; Fungi; Basidiomycota; Tremellomycetes; Trichosporonales; Trichosporonaceae
Exons: 4
Coding region: 1-3540 (1179 amino acids)
Source: RefSeq, a predicted model, not a curated record
AUGAGCCGGCCACCAACGGCUCAGCGGCCCUCCUGGGCACACACAGCCAACACCACCGGCUCUCCUACCCCCGCUGAUGAGUACAUUGCCCUACCAGCCUACAGCGACGUCGCAGACUCCGACGACGACAUUGGCCACGACGCCACCACAAGCGGGGGCAACCAUGGCACCGGCCAGGCAAUUCACGGCGACGACAGGCUCGACGAGGAGGAAGACGCGACCGACAAGGAGGACGACCAGAUCGACGAGACCGACGACGAGCUUGACGAGCUCGACGAGACGGACGACAAGGAGAACGAGCAGAGCGAGGAUGAGGAGGACGCGCAGAGCGCGGAGGAGGAGGACGAGCUCGACGACGACGAGCUUGACGAGGCGGAGGUCGAGUCACACACCCGUGACGUCAACGCCGCACACGGCCAGGGAAGGGUUCACACCGCCAGCACCACCCCCGGCGCCUCGAACCACCGCAUCCCCCGCAGCAGCAACCGCAGUGAGGUGCCGGCCGCCCCGCGGGCGAUGUUCAAUCUGGCCGAGGCUCGCGCCGGCAACCGGGGCCACGCAUUCGCUGGCUUCCGCGACACCAUGGGUUGCAACAGCGUAGUCGACCUCGACGACAACGAGGACGACGAAGACGACGCCGUCAAGCCGCUUGCGCGCCACCGUGCACCCACCCCGCCGCAGCCCGCCCCAGUCCACCCGCCCGCCCCUGCAACCCGCCCCAGCCAGACGCGCGCCUUUGGGUCGUACAUCGCGCCUCCGCGGCACGAGCGCCUUGCGGCGGCAGAGGGUGCAUCUGCGCCAUCCGCUCGCUCCGACAGCCGGUCCGGUGGGCGGGACAUGAUGCGUAUCGGCGCUCUCGUUGAUCCUGACGUGGUCGCCGCACUCCCCGACACGCGCCCUCGCCUUUCUUGGGCUGGUCGGAGCAACAUCAGCGGAGGCACGCCAACCACGGGCUUUGCCAUCGCCAGCAGCAGUACCUCGCCCUACAUCACGAUUGGGCCAAGCCCCCUCGUCAGCACUGCGCCAGGUGACGCCAGCCCUCCGCGCCGCACACCAAGCCCCGCUGGCUCCUUCGAGAAGUACGUGAAGGAUGAGAACCCCGACCUCAGCUUGACCCCACCGCAUCGCGCUAUUUCGCCCUGCGAGGAGGCCGAGCUCAGCACCGGCAGCGUCCUGGGUCGCAGCUACGCCUUUGCCGCCGAGAACCCAGGCUUUGGCGGCUCUGGCGGCACGCGGGCCAGUGGUGUGGACGAUGACGACGAGAUGAAGGGCGGCCGCCCUCCCCUCUUCUUGCCGGCCACCGGAUCCAAGGGCAAGGAGACGCUCGGAGGGUCGGGCGGCUGGGUCGGUUCUGGAAAGUCCAACGUCGGGAGCCUCUUCUCACCUGCCGGUAAAGGCAAGGGCAAGGAGAAGCUCGGAGGGUCAGCUGGCUGGCUCCCUUCUGGCCCGUCCAACCCCGGCAGCCUCUUCAAGCCCGCCAGCGGAGCCAAGGUCAAGGGCAAGGGCAAGGAGUCGCUCGAGUGGUCGGGCAGCUCGGUCCCGUCUGGCCCGCUCAACCUCGGCUCGGCGACCGGUGGUCCAUCAGACUUUGGCGGCACGCUGGUUGGUGGUGCUGGCGACGACGACAAGAUGGAGGGCGGCAGCCCUCCCCUCUUCUCGACAGCCAGUGGUGACACGCUGACCGGCGGUGCUGUCGAUGACGACAGCAUGGAGGGCAGCCACCCUCCCCUCUUCUCGAGCGCCAGCGUAGCUCGAGAGCCGCAGACGUUCGCCGGUUGGGCCGGCUUCAUGGCUGCAGGCCCAUCCCACCUCGCCACGGCGAUGGGUAGUCACAAUGCCCCGCGGGCUCGUGCCCCCACGGCCAGUGAGGACGAAGGCCGUUUCGCGUUUGGCCCUCGUCACCUCCCCCAAGUGAACACUGGUCGCUCCGCAUACCCGCUCAGCCCCGACACUGAGCCUGUGGAACUUGCAGCCGAAGGUGUCUCAGAUGCAUCUGAGUCCGAGAUGCCGACCGCCACCGCCACCCCCGCCACCGCUGCCGCCCCCGACGACGACCACCGCGACCCUCGCGACGCCACCCCGUCGCUUGACAUUGACUCUGGCAGUGAUCCGCUCUCGGCGCUCACUUCUUCACCCCUUACUCCCCGGCCUUCCAUCACACGCCUCGACACCGAUGGGCUGUCGGAGCUCAACUCGUCACCGGCGACUUCUGAGCGUCGCCUCGCUCCGUCCGACGACGGCGCUAUCGAGGUUCCAGGUGGAGUGGAGGCAGGUACGGAGGAGCUCAGUGUCCACCCUGGUCCCCCUGCCCAGGGUGAGGCAUCGUCGGCCCACCAGAUCGGUGCCGGUGAACCAACUGUGACAGGUACCCCGCCUCGCCUCACUGGCGAAGAGGUUGACGGUACCACGGCACCCCAGGUAGACAAUGCCGCCGAGAUCGGCGUGGAGGGCUCCGAGGCCGCUGUCGAGCUCGCCGGCGAAUCGCCCGCCGCCGUUUCCACUGCCGACGAUGACAUUCGUGAUGAUGGUCGUCGCCUCGCCAAGACCGUCACCCCGGAGCCAACAGCCGAGCCCCUUCCGACCGCCGAAGGCGACAAGGAGGUCGUUCCGCCUGCCGAUGGAGCGGGCGCAGAGGCCAAUGCCCCGGGGGAGGGUGAGGGUGGCGCUGCUCCCGAGGAGCCUGGAGCGGAGGUCAUUGAGAAUGGCGGGGCGGAGGGAGAGGGAGAGAGGGCACCCGACGCCGAGGCAGUGGAGGGCGCCAGGCGAAACGACAACGGCAAGCGUACCGGCGACGAACUCACACCCCGCGCCAAGAGGAACCGUCGUCAGAAGAGGCCCCGCCGAGCCAGGCAGGCCCUCGACGAUGAAGAGGAGGCCAUGAACGUUACCGCUCCGCCUGCCGCCCCCGCUAUCGCUGUUAAGCCUGCCAUCGAGGACUGCAAUGUCCCGCGGUGCACUUGCCCUCACAAGCGCCGCAUGCGCAAGAACGCCACCACCGUGCCGAUCGGAGGCUGGAAGACGGCAGCGCCGUGUGGCCUCUGCCGCUGCUGCACGACAAGCAUGCUGACUCACGUCGUCACCAACCUCCCCGUCGCCGCCUUCCCGCCCCUACCAGCUUUCGGGGAGUCGGCCAUUUUGCGGACCGCCCUCGCCAUCCCCAACGGUCAAGGCACCCGAAGUGAUAGUGCCACCUUCACAAACAUUGCAGCCUCUGGACACGCGCUCCUCGAGGGGGUUGUGUGGGAGAUUGUGAACACGUUUGGCGAACUCACUGGAAAGCAAAGGAUGAGGCUGGUUGGCUACAUCGUCAGGCUGCCGGUGCUCCGUCUCCUUACCUCCAAGCUCAAGCUUGACGAACAGGUCAUUGGGGGCCCUUAUGGUCCGGGUAACUACAAGACUGAGGCCGACAUCUUCCGAGCGGCAGUCUAUGCGCUUGUCCAGGACAAGCAGUGGGAAGGUGCUAGUAGCUACUUGAUUCCCGCUUUCACCCCUCUCCUCCAGUGGCUCAGGCACGAGCUUUCUGUUGGCCGCAUUGCCUAG